Messenger RNA from Trichomonas vaginalis G3, 1239 nucleotides. RefSeq lists its product as uncharacterized. The coding region runs from base 1 to 1239 and encodes 412 amino acids. The transcript has a single exon. Lineage: Eukaryota; Parabasalia; Trichomonadida; Trichomonadidae. The record is from RefSeq and is a predicted model, not a curated record.
AUGGAGGCAGCUAUUCAACAAGCUUAUGACGAAAUUGAGAAAUUUGUUUUGCAGCCAGAUUUCUGGGUUAAAAUCAACUCAAGCGAUCAAGAUAUUCUCGAUAAACUCAGAGAACCAGCUUAUUUAAUGGCUUUGAUCGAUUUCAUCAGUGUUGAAGAUCAUUAUCACUCAGCAAAGAAGUUUGGAAAAUUCUUCCAGUCUGCUGAUGCAUCAUUUACUGAAAUUUUUGCAACAAAUCUUCAAGUUGCAAACCAUGCAAUUGAAUCAAUUAAAAAGUGCAAGAAUUAUUCAAUGGCACUUGGAGUUAUCGGUCAAAUUUUCAGUAGAUGCAUCUGCAGCCUUCCAGAAGCUAUCUCAGAUUUAUUCAGAGUGUCAUCAACAGUUAUUCCAACAAUUGUUGAAAUGAUUCAAUACGAAAAUAUCUAUAACAUUGUUUACGAUGAAGUUUCUAUGUCUCAAUACAAAGGAAUUCCCCAUUUCUUCUGGAAUUUAAUCAGAAUUCUCGUUGGCAAGGAUAAAAUGGAAAAUCUUGAGAGUUAUAUUCCAGAAUACUUCAAGCUGUUCCGCGAGCCCGAAUUUCCACUUCCAACAUUGAGCACAGUACAAAGAAACAAUUUAAUUGCCAUCUUGAAGCUCUUCUGCCAGAAUUCAAUGCACAAUGGAUUAAUACCAUUCGAGGUUGGUCUAAACUGCCAUACGCUUUGCGGUUUUCUUACUCAAUACAUUAUAACAGAAAUGAACCAAGAUUUGCUUGCUGCAUUGCCUCUUAUCGAUCUAGCAUACACUUUAGUUGAAUCUAAGGAAAUUGAGAUGGUUGUUUUGUCACAUGUCGUUAAAAUGGUCAAAGAACAGAAAAUCGACCUUCUUCCAAUCAAAUACCUUUCCAAAUACAACUCAUUCAUCCCAUUAAAUGAAAUAAUCCCAUUAUUCCAAUAUAUUUCCGUUACAAACAUCCCGAAUAUUCCGUUAAAUUUGAUGUUAAAGUUAUUCAAAGCCAUCGCUCAGAACUGCAACGAUCCUGCCUUUGCCACACAAGUAUACGACAUAAUCAAGCAACAAUGGGAUGAUUCUUCGAGAUUGAAGAAAAUAUUUUAUAUAACUGUCAUUGCUUCAUUCAAUACUGCAAUUGGCGAGCCAAUAUUUAAUAAAAAGCUUAUUGCUGAGCUCGUUAUUCCAUUUACUUCAGUUGAAAAGACUCCAAAUCUUCCAAACUGGACAAUUACAGCUGCCGACCUCUAG